Messenger RNA from Pterocles gutturalis (yellow-throated sandgrouse), 357 nucleotides. RefSeq names its product eotaxin-like. The coding region runs from base 1 to 357 and encodes 118 amino acids. Gene Ontology annotation, biological process: monocyte chemotaxis; lymphocyte chemotaxis; cellular response to type II interferon. The transcript is spliced from 3 exons. The record is from RefSeq and is a predicted model, not a curated record. NCBI's taxonomy places the organism in Eukaryota, Metazoa, Chordata, Aves, Pterocliformes, Pteroclidae. Gene Ontology annotation, cellular component: extracellular region. Gene Ontology annotation, molecular function: CCR chemokine receptor binding; chemokine activity.
AUGGCUCUGCGCCUCCUCCUGCCACCGCCCCUGGCCGCAACCCUCCUUAUCGCCCAGACUCAAGGCAUUGGCAGCUCGGCCCCGGACUGCUGCCUGAAGAACAGCCGCAAAGCCAUCUCCAGCAGCUUGGUGAAGUCCUACAGCCUCCAGGGACCCGACUCGGGAUGUCUGCUGCGUGCUGUCGUUCUUACCACGAAGGGGAACAAGAAAAUCUGUGCCUCUCCCACUGACCCCGCCAUCCAGAAGGUGAUGCAGGACGUGGACAAUAAAGUCAAGAAUGAUAAGAAGGGCAAGAAGAAGGGACAGUCCUCACGUCCCAGGGGCAGACCCAAGCGGCAGAAGCGGCAGCAGGUCUAA